Messenger RNA from Ostertagia ostertagi, 978 nucleotides. The record is from the annotation of a GenBank genome assembly. NCBI's taxonomy places the organism in Eukaryota, Metazoa, Nematoda, Chromadorea, Rhabditida, Trichostrongylidae.
AUGAAUAGGAUCACCGUUGUGAUCGCUAUUGUCGAAGCUGUGUACACGUUUCCUGUAUGGAAUCCCGCGGAUGGAGUUGGACCUGUAAUUCCACAACAGCUCGGAGCUACAGGAGAAAGUAAUGGCAAUCCAGGUGGCCUGCAAGUGGGACCAGGACCUGUCAUAAUUCCAGAAGGUAAGCAUGUCAUGAGAUUCAUCGGAGAAAGUAAUGGCAAUCCAGGUGGCCUGCAAGUGGGACCAGGACCUGUCAUAAUUCCAGGUAAGCAUGUCAUGAGAUUCAUCGGAGAAAGUAAUGGCAAUCCAGGUGGCCUGCAAGUGGGACCAGGACCUGUCAUAAUUCCAGGUAAGCAUGUCAUGAGAUUCAUCGGAGAAAGUAAUGGCAAUCCAGGUGGCCUGCAAGUGGGACCAGGACCUGUCAUAAUUCCAGGUAAGCAUGUCAUGAGAUUCAUCGGAGAAAGUAAUGGCAAUCCAGGUGGCCUGCAAGUGGGACCAGGACCUGUCAUAAUUCCAGGAGAAAGUAAUGGCAAUCCAGGUGGCCUGCAAGUGGGACCAGGACCUGUCAUAAUUCCAGGUAAGCAUGUCAUGAGAUUCAUCGGUACGAUCUACAGUUGUGUUACAGAGAAAGUAAUGGCCUGGCAAGUGGGACCAGGACCUGUCAUAAUUCCAGGUAAGCAUGUCAUGAGAUUCAUCGGAGAAAGUAAUGGCAAUCCAGGUGGCCUGCAAGUGGGACCAGGACCUGUCAUAAUUCCAGAAGGUAAGCAUGUCAUGAGAUUCAUCGGACAAAGCAGUAGCAGUCCAGAUGGGCUGGAGAUGGGAGCAGGACCUGUUAUAUUUUCAGAAGGAGCGUCCCUCACGAGUGUGUUGAGUAAUACAGUGCAAGUUGAGCCAGAAACAGCCGUGGUGGAAGAACAUGUGCAAGAAACAUUACCAGGUAGUCCACUGAAACAAAGCGUCGCCAUCCAACAAACCAUUCAAUAA